GCUCAGGUUGUGUGCAGAGAGCUGGGCUGUGGCUACGCUGUGUCUGCUUCAGUUGGAGCACGCUUUGGGAACAGGACUGCCCCCUACUGGCAAAAAGGUUAUCAUUGUUCAGGAGAAGAACAAUCUCUGAUCAGCUGCUUUGUAAAAGAAUUGACAACUUGUCAUAAGGAAGCCAGUGUCAUUUGUUCAGAACUUGGCUUUGAUAUCAGACUGAUCAAUGGGAGUAAUAACUGCUCUGGGAGAGUUGAGCUAUAUUUUGAAGGUCAGAGAAGGAGAAUGUGUGACGAUGGAUGGGAUAAUGCCACUGCUCAUGUGGUCUGCAAACAGCUGGGUUGUGGCUACGCUGUAUCUCCUCAAGAGGGCGCACUCUUUGGAGAAGGGACAGACCCCUCCUGGCUGUUGGGAGUAAGCUGUACAGGAAGAGAGUCCUCUCUAGAGAGGUGGCUUUCAGGACAGAACGGAAUACAGGAAUGCACAGAUGGUUCUGCGGUCAGUUUAAUUUGUUCAGGUGCUGCCGUUCCUGUCAGACUUGUCAAUGGAAACAGCAGCUGCUCUGGGAGAGUUGAGUUCAAUUCCAUUGGCGUGUGGGGGGCAGUGUGUGGUAGUGACUGGGACAUGAACGACGCCCAGGUUGUGUGCAGAGAGCUGGGCUGUGGCUCUGCUGUGUCUGCUCUAAGAGGAUCCCACUAUGGAGUGAGGCAAGGACCUGUCUGGCAGUAUAGAAUGGAAUGUACUGGAAAAGAAUCAUCACUGGAGAGAUGUGAUUCACAAGAACUUGUAACAUUAUUCUGCGGCCAGGAGUAUAGUGCAGGGGUUGUGUGUUCAGGAAAUGCCUCCCAACAGCACCCUACCACCACCACUCCUACAGUUAGCACUGCCCUGAAGACCUUCACCGAUGACCUCCUGGAUUUCAUUUCCAGCUCAACUUUCUCCACAAUCCGUUGUGUCUUCAUCAUCUGCUACCUGCUGGUAAUGAGCACCGCUGUGAUCAUUGAAAGAGGCUCUUCCAUGGAAGAGGGGGAAACCUCUUCCUCAGUGACACAGGUGUCAUCAGUGGGGAGGUCAGUGUAG
This is a messenger RNA of Acipenser ruthenus (sterlet), 1071 nucleotides long. RefSeq names its product scavenger receptor cysteine-rich type 1 protein M130-like. The record is from RefSeq and is a predicted model, not a curated record. Lineage: Eukaryota; Metazoa; Chordata; Actinopteri; Acipenseriformes; Acipenseridae. The transcript is spliced from 7 exons. The coding region runs from base 277 to 1071 and encodes 264 amino acids. Gene Ontology annotation, cellular component: membrane.